AUGAUUUCAAAUACAAAUAAUCUUUUAGCAAUACCAGCUAAAAAAUCUUUUGAUGUUAAUCUUUCAAUACCAAUAAAAAAUUUUAUUAAAGCAACAUUUGGUGAUAAAGAAGAUUAUUCAGCAUCAGUUGAUGGUUUUAAUUCGCUUCGUGCUGAAGCAUUACUACGCAGUAAUUAUAAAGAUGAUUGUUCAAAAUUACUUAGAUAUUAUGAUCAAUUAAAUGCAAUUGAACAUAAAUUGCCAAUAACAGAAAAUCAAAUACGUAUAUAUUUUAAAUGGCAAGAUGCAUUUGUUAGUGGUGGAAGUUUAUUUGGUAGUAAACAAAAAACAAAUGGUUCAUGGAAAUUAUCAUAUGAAAAAGCAUGUGUUCUUUUUAAUAUUGGACAUGCAUAUAGUGAAUUAGCAUUAGCACAAAAUUUAUCUAUAGAUGAACAAAUGAAAAUAGCAUUAAGAUAUUUUCAAUUAUCAUCGGGUGUUUUUUCAUUUUUAAAAGAUUAUGUUAAUGCUAAUUCAUUAUCAGAUUUAUCGGUUGAUUUUGAACCAGCUGUAUUAGCAAGUAUUUCAUGGUUAAUGUUAGCUCAAGCAGCAGAACUUAUUUAUAUGAAAUCAGCUAGUUUUAAAGAUGAAGUUGCAGCUAAAGUUGCGGCACAUGCUGCUGAUUGUUACAAGGAAGCAUAUACGUCAGCUAAAACUGAAAGUGCAAAAAAAAUAAUUCCAGAGCGUGGAAAAGAUUUUGCUGAUCAAGCAGUUAGUAAAUGUACGAUAGCUGCUUUUACACCAACACUUCGUGCUAAUCAAGAUGAAAUAGCUAAAGCAGCCGCAGCUGCACGUAAAGAUAAUGAUUUUGUUUAUCAUGAACGAUUACCAGAUCCGAAAACACUUGAAACUAUUUUGGCUCAACCAAUAGCUAAACCAUUACCAGUUACAUUUCCAAUAAUGCCUGAUUUCAAAGAUCUAUUUGCUUCACUGGUUCCAAUAGCAUUAAAUAAUGCAUUCGCAGCAUUUAGUGCAAAACGAGCAGAAAUCAUGAAUAUAGAAGUUAAUCGUCUUCGAGAAGCAACUAAUGUUCUCAAUGCUUUUUUGGCUUCAAUGAAUUUACCAGCUGCCAUUGAAGAUAGUGGUGGUCGUCAAGUUCCACCAUCAGUUAGUGAAAAAUCCAAUGAAAUUAAACGACAAGGCGGUAUUAGUACAUUAGAUCAAAUGAUUAGUGAUCUACCGGAAUCAUUACAACGCAAUAAAGAAAUUCUGGAUGAAACAAUUCGUAUGUUAGAUGAUGAAGAACGAGGUGAUACAGAAUUACGUAGUCAAUUUAAAGAACGUUGGACUCGUACUGUAUCAUCAAAACUAACAGCUCCAUUACGUGAAGAAGCUAAAAAAUAUAUGGAUCUUAUACAAAAUGCAAUUAAUGCAGAUAAAGUUGUUCAAGAAAAAUAUCGAAUGAAUCGAGAUGCUAUUGUUUUACUUAGUAAACAAACGCAUGAAAUAGCUGAUGAACUUCCAUCGGCAACAGCUGCUGGAGCAUUACGUGAUUCUUUUGUUGUACGUGAAUUACAUCGUUUAAUGGAUAGUGUUGCAGCAAUAAAAGCUGAACGUGAAGUAAUUGAAUCUGAAUUAAAACAUACAGAUUCUGAUGGUGUUCGUGCUCAUUUGAUUGCUGCAUUUCAACAAGGAAAUCAUAAUGAUGAAAAUAGUGUUGUUGUUAAUGAAAUUGAAUCACUUUAUACUCCAUUACGACAACAAGUUAGUGAAAGUCUAUCAAAACAAGAGCAAUUAGUUGAAAAUAUUCGUCGUGCAAAUCAACAAUUUCAAAGCGAAAAACAAGGAAAUGAAUCAUCAGAAAUGCGUGAAGAAAUGUUAAAAAAUUUAGCUCGAGCUUAUGAUGCUUAUCAAGAAUUAUUAAAUAAUUUAAAAGAAGGAACUAAAUUCUAUAAUGAUCUGACACCAUUAUUACUUAAAUUUCAAAAUAAAGUAUCAGAUUUUGUAUUUGCUCGUAAAACAGAAAAAGAAGAUUUAAUGAAAGAUAUUCAACGAGGAAUAGUUGGUGGAAAUCCUGUACCAGCAACAACACAACAAAGUGCAAAUAAUUCAUAUGCAUCAAGUGCUGCUCCGGCACAUCCACCAUUGCAACACCCAUCAGCUCCAUCAACUGGUGGGCCACCACCAACAACAACACCUGACGGUUCUGCUCUACCAUAUCCAAAUCCAUAUAUGCAACCAUUUUUUCCAAUGCCACCGGGUUAUAAUCCAUAUAAUCCAUUUCUUAAUAUGACAACACCAGCAUAUCCAAUGGGUGGAGCUCCACAAUAUCCACAGCAAGGUUAUGGUGUUGAGAAACCUCAACCAGGUGGUAAAAAGAAAUGA
Messenger RNA from Rotaria sp. Silwood2, 2361 nucleotides. The record is from the annotation of a GenBank genome assembly. NCBI's taxonomy places the organism in Eukaryota, Metazoa, Rotifera, Eurotatoria, Philodinida, Philodinidae.